AUGAAGCAUUACCGGGAGGUUUUACAGAAGGAGUUUAAGCGAUAUCAGCAGCAGGUUAUCCAGGAAACAGAACCGGUUGAUAACCAAGCAAUCUUUGAUCCUGCUGAAAAUGAGCUUGAGCUAUUAUGGCUUACAAAAGGUAAUCCUCGGGUCUUCUGGAAGGAGCAUGAGCACGAGUAUCCAGUUCUUGCAAAGAUUGCACGAGAUAUCCUCUCAGUUCCUGCGAGUGGCGCUGGUGUUGAGCGGCUUUUAAUUGUGCUCGUGAUGUCUGUCACUAUCUUUGAUCUUGAACAAAGCGAGCUAGAGAUGAUUAAAGAGUAUCUCUCUGUCGGAGAGGCUGCUAUGCUUGAUCAGACAAGACAGCCUGUUCCAUCGCUUAAUGAACUCGAACCAAUUAGUGAUAAUGAAGAAGAGGGUUGCGAAGCAGAGGAUUUAUCUGAGGAUGAUACAGAUGAAUCUGAUAACGAGGCAGAAGAAGGGUUAUCUACCACGCAGCCUGUAGCUCAAACUAAGCAGGUACAACGGAAGCGGUGCCGAAGUAACAGCUCUGAGGCUAUAGAUGAUGCUGAUAAUGGUCUCCCACUUCCCGAUAUGCCAAUUGAGAAGACGCAGGCGCGGUCAGGGGAGGGUUCGGAAGAGGCCUAA
Aspergillus tanneri is the source of this 645-nucleotide messenger RNA. RefSeq lists its product as uncharacterized. Gene Ontology annotation, molecular function: protein dimerization activity. The record is from RefSeq and is a predicted model, not a curated record. Lineage: Eukaryota; Fungi; Ascomycota; Eurotiomycetes; Eurotiales; Aspergillaceae. The coding region runs from base 1 to 645 and encodes 214 amino acids. The transcript is spliced from 3 exons.